GUUGAGACGUUGCCACGUAGGACUGAAGAUAGCACACCCCCUCUCUCUCCAUUUCCACCUCUCGUUGCCUAUCUCACACUAGUGACACAAAUACCCUCUCUCUCCAUUUCCACCUCUCGUUGCCUAUCUCACACUAGUGACACAAAUACCCUCUCUCUCUCUCCUCUAUCUAAAGUCUAAACCUUUACCAAUCACCCUCUCCUAUCAUUCAACACAACCAAAGGUAUCUGAGAGAGAUAGAGAGAGAGAGAGAGAGAUUACAGGCAAAUCAAUGGCCUCUACCUGUGCAGUUCCAAUGGCGAUGUCACUUACCGUUGCAACCCAGAUGCGGCAACCAACUGCCGCCGCUUCCUUCUUGAACCCCAUGCUGCCGGCGAGGGAAUCCAAGCGGAUCGCAGUGGCGGCGUCCAAACCAGCCAGGAGAUUUGAAGCGAGGGCGUCGCUGAAUGAGAAGGCCGUGACCGGACUGACAGCAGCCGCGUUGACGGCAUCCAUGGCGGUUCCGGAGGUGGCUCAGGCGGCUGAGACACUCACCCCGUCCCUGAAGAACUUCCUGCUAAGCAUCCUGGCCGGAGGGGUUGUGCUCACGGUCAUUGCCGGCGCUAUCAUCGGUGUCUCCAAAUUCGAUCCUGUCAAGAGAGGCUAAAACAGCACACUCUCAUGUAGUAGUAAUAAUCAUUUUACCUUUUCUCUGGUCUCUGUUGUGAUGGUGAUGAUAUGGUCUCAAUGUAAUCAUCAGAAACAUGCGAAUGAUAUUCAAAUUUCUAUUUUCCAGAUAAUGCUUACUACGUUAAUAAUGGUGUUUGUUUCAU
This is a messenger RNA of Cuscuta campestris, 812 nucleotides long. NCBI's taxonomy places the organism in Eukaryota, Viridiplantae, Streptophyta, Magnoliopsida, Solanales, Convolvulaceae. The record is from the annotation of a GenBank genome assembly.